Mucor velutinosus is the source of this 1800-nucleotide messenger RNA. RefSeq lists its product as uncharacterized. The transcript has 3 exons. Gene Ontology annotation, biological process: transmembrane transport. Gene Ontology annotation, cellular component: plasma membrane. Gene Ontology annotation, molecular function: transmembrane transporter activity. Lineage: Eukaryota; Fungi; Mucoromycota; Mucoromycetes; Mucorales; Mucoraceae. The record is from RefSeq and is a predicted model, not a curated record. The coding region runs from base 1 to 1800 and encodes 599 amino acids.
AUGUCUGAUACGCCAGUUGAAAAGACGUCGCUUCAAGGCGUCAAGAUUGUCGAGCUCUACAAAUUUGUCUGGAACAAGUGGGAUAAGUGGAUCAUCUUUUCUGCCUUGAUCCUCUUGUCCUGGGCUAUCAAUUGGGAGUACAAUCUCAGUUUUGCUUUGUCUGUUAAUGUUACUAGUUUGUUCAAAACCAACAAUUUGAUUUCGCUCUUGCCUACUGUGCUGUACAUCUUGCAAACAGCACUUUUGCCUAUCUAUUCCAAGUUAUCUGAUAUGUAUGGUCGUGCCCAAUGCUAUACAGUAGCAUUGACAUUCUAUAUCGUAUCUUAUAUCGUCAUGGCAACAGCCAACAACUACGAAACGCUGGUGGGUGGUCAAGUUGUAUACGCCUUUGGCUAUUCAGGCGCAUCUAUCCUCGGUCCCAUCACCAUUGCUGAUCUGACAAACGUUGUAGACCGUGGUUUGCUUCAAGGUCUCUAUAAUGUGCCUAGUUUGAUCAAUAUCUUUUUGGCUCCCAAAGCAGGCCAGGCAUUGUUCAACAGUGGUAACUGGAGAUGGGGGUACGGAAGUGUGAGUUUGAUUAUCUUUGUCACCUCAUUCCCUUUGAUCUUUUGUCUUUGGAAAUUGAACUUUCAGGUUAAGAAAUCUGGUCUCUUGAAGGAUUUUAAAGAUGAGCAGAGAAAGAUUCGUGAAGAGGAGAACUUGACUUUCUGGGAAAAGUGUGUCUGGUUCAUUGUCGAAAUUGACAUCAUUGGCAGCUUGCUUUUGGUAGCUGGCCUGUGUUUGAUCUUGUUGCCCUUGGUAUUGGCACUUCCCUCUUGGGGUGGCUGGACUAGUGGUACUACUCUUGGCACAUUGUGCUCUGGUGUCGUUGCCUGGGCUCUCUUUGCUCUCUGGGAAUGGAAGAUGGCCAAGAAGCCUAUCAUUCCUUUGGCUAAAUGGAACACUCGCACUCCUUUAUAUGGUGUCUGUGCCUUGUCCACUGUUACCAUCAUCUCAUCCACCAACUGGCAGUUUUUCCUUACUUACUUGAUGGUCUCUCGUAGAAUCGACUCUGAAAAGGCCAUCUUGCUUGAACGAGGUUAUAAUGUUGCUUAUAUCAUUUGUGAAGUAAUUGCAGGUUACUUGAUGAAGCGUUUCCGUGUCUGGAAGCCUUUUGUUUGGGCUGGUGUCUCCUUGAUCAUUCUCGGUGUUGGCCUCAUGAUCCCAGCUCGCCUUCCCUCAUCUUCUGAUGCCUUUGUUGUCAUUUCUCAAACCAUUGUUGGUAUCGGUAGUGGUUUCUUGUACACCCCUAUGCUUGUUGCUAUUCAGUCCAGUUUGCCUCACGAAGACAUGUCUGUAGCUACAGCCAUGAUGCAAGUGGGUGGUUCUAUUGCUGCUAGUAUUGGUUCUACAAUGGCAGGUACCAUUUGGAACAAUAUGCUUCCCGGUCAAAUUGCCAAGUAUGUUUCUGGAGAAUACGACUAUGCAAAGAUUGUCGGCGAUGUUGCCUAUGCGAGUGCACUUCCUCAACCUCAAUGGGAAGGUGUUGUUGCUGCCUAUGGUCAUGUUCAAAUGGUCUUAUCUAUUAUCUCCAUCUGUAUUGCUGUAUUGACCUUCUGUUUCACUAUCCCCAUGAAGACAUUUGGUCUUGAAAACUAUGAUGAAAAAGAUCAACAACAGAAGGAUCAAGCUGCUCUUGAUGGGUCUGCUUCUAAAUUAGACGGUGACACUGAAAAGACUGAAGUCUAUGGUAUCGAGCGCGCAGAUGCUGCUACAAAUGAGUGUAUGCCAUCUACUGACAACCACAAGGAAUUCUUGUAA